UAAAUAUGUAUUUCAAUUUGUAGCAUUUUUAUUUUUUCUUCUUUUUUGCUUUUUUAAUUUUCUUUUACUCUUUGCUACAUUUGCACAAUAUUCUGCUACACACGCGUGUAUAAAGUUAUAUUUAUACAUGUAUUUAUGUAAGUAAAUGAAAAAUGUUGUAUGUACUACUAUUGCUCUCUUUUGCUCUUCCUUCCCUCUUUUUAAGCAUUUCUUUUUUUUUUGUAUUUGCUCAUGAUUUUUUUGUCCGUAUAAAUUUUGUAUUUUAUACGUUUUGCGUUAUCUUCAAUGUUCGUCGGUCGUUAUGUUAUUCUGUUAUUCUGACUUUGUACGUCUACGUAACCGUGUAAAGACAACACAAUGAACUAUUUUAACAGAGAGUGACUGACGUACAACGGUAUUCAUAAUCUUAAUGAUGGUUUCUUCGUUUUAUUGUUGUAUUGUAUACGCUCGCUUUUGUGCUCAAUUUUGGUUUUUGAUUCGCCUUCGCUUUUGCCGAAUGUACUCUAAUAAUUCUUCUUCUUUUAUUUCUGUUAGUGCUAUUACUUCUAUCAUUACAAAGGCGACUUGCACUAUCCACUUCUCUAAUUCGACAAAAACGAACACAACGACAAAUCACAUUUAUAUUUUUUUUUCUUAAUAUCAAAUUUUCAUCAAUAUUUUUACAACGAUUUACUGACAUUUUUGUAUUCUUCCAUUAUGUCCGCAAUAAUUUUAUUUACUUCUAUUCACCUUUUUACGAAUUGUUCAUUUUAUGUAUAAUUUUUUUAUUUUAUCUAGCUAAAAAAUUUUAAUAUACAAUUUUAUUCUGCUAUACUCAUCCGAAAUAAUUUUAUCGGUACUUUUCUUUUGCUACAAGUGCGUCUCGCGUUAAAUGGCGUAUGUAUGACAAUACUCGCAAACUUCAUAAAAGAGACGAGAUUUUUUCACCUUUUUUCGUAUUAUUUUGACAAGUUGAAAAUAUCAUAUAAUGUAAUGGGAUGGCCGUCUCUUUCACACGCUCUCAAAGAAUCGGAAAGAAAUUCAUCCGGUAAGGCAAGCAGAAACUUAUAACAAUUUAAUGCCAGAAAAAUUGAAAACAUAUAAAUGAUGUUUAAAAUCAUUAUCAUUUGGUUUUGGCGCCGCAAAAUAUCGAUUUCAUUACUCGCUUCAGGUAUUAUAUUAGUGGGCCUGUGGUCUUGGGCAUACUUGGAAACAAGCCAAAAAUAUCCUCAAAGUUAUAAAUCAGCAAAUAGUGUCGAUGAGGCAGUAGAAGAUAGCAAUCAAAGUCAAAGUUACCGAAAUCUAUUCGUAUUACAAAAACUUAUUUCGGAUGCUAAUCGUGUUCUAAGCUCACAUCAGAACAGAGCCAGAUCGGUAAAAAGGAAUUUAUUGUCUCCUUCCACGCGCACAAACAUCGCCUCGAAGGACUCGUCUGGAUCGGCCGUUGUUGUUAAGGAGGCCUCGGCUCAGACUUUAUCUUUAGUAGCGCGACGGAAAAAGGCACCAGUAGUCGGUGAAAGCUUAUUUUUUGAAGAGGAACGUUUGAGGAUCUUAGAAAAUCAACAGCGCGCGAAAAAUUCAGCCAUGGAAGAUAUUCAAAUGAUAGAUGAAGAGGCGCGCACGUUAACCUCAGAAGAACGUCAAAUACAGUACGAGCAUGAGCUACAGCGCAUGGGCGUGCCAGUAAUAGCCGGAAUCGGACCGGAGACAGGAAAAGCGCCUAAAGAACGAUUGGUGCAUUUGGAUUUAAAAGGAGCGCCAGCCAAGAUCACGUUUUUAAAGCAACUCUUGACGAUGUUGAAAACACUAGGAGCCACCGGUUUACUAAUCGAAUACGAGGACAUGUUUCCUUUCGAGGGUCCCUUAGCUAAUUUAUCAGCUACAAAUGCUUACAAAAAGGAGGAGUUAAAAGAUUUUUUGGAAACAUGCGCUUUACAUGGUUUCACUAUUAUGCCUUUAGUUCAGACUUUUGGCCAUUUGGAGUAUGCGCUAAAAUUGCAGGAAUUUUCCGCCAUGCGAGAAAUUCCGGAAAGCCCUCAAUCAAUAUGUCCGAGCAGGAAGGAAUCUAUGGACUUUUUGGAAGAACUUUUAAGGCAAGUUAUCGAAUUCCAUCUGCAAUUUGUUAAUGAAUCCACUACUACUUUGAAAAUGACUCAUAUCCAUAUUGGCUGUGACGAAGUAUAUCGUAUCGCGGAAUGCUCGUUGUGUCGCGUAAAACUAAAAGAUCAGAUAUUUCUCGAUCAUGUUAUGGCAAUGGCUCAUUUCAUUCGCAGUCAUUGGCAGCAAUUGAAUGUAUUGAUUUGGGACGACAUGCUACGACCGAUGUCGUUAACAAAACUUCAAACUUCAUUAAUUGGCAAUUACGUUCAGCCCAUGAUUUGGGUUUAUACGACGGAUAUUUAUGCUUCCAUCUCUCCUACAUUAUGGGAGCGUUACGCUCAAGUCUUCUCGACGGUUUGGGCGGCGUCAGCCUUCAAGGGCGCAUGGGGAGAAAGUUUGAUGAUACCUCCUUUGCAACGUCAUUUGGAAAAUAAUAUACGUUGGCUGGCUGUGAUGAAUAAAGAGGGCGGUCGCUUCUCAAAAGGCUUCCAAGGUUUAGUUUUAACCGGUUGGCAGCGCUAUGAUCAUUUUGCCAUAUUGUGCGAAUUGCUACCUGCCGCCAUACCCAGCUUAAUAACAACUUUGUCUACCGUCUCUAAAGGUUACUUCAGUACAAAUCCCAAAGAUAAUGGUUUAUUGAAAGUACUACAAUGCUACUUUCAUCCGGAUAGCAGGCGCUCUGGUCAUCCGUGGAUUGAAUUACAUAACAAUUCUCAUCAUAGCCAGUUGUUCUCUUCGUGCUCUUAUCUGGGCAGUCAAUUUUAUCAAUUUUCUCUCCGCCUAUACGAUAAACUCGCCGAAAUACAAAUGUAUCUUCAUCAUGUGCAAGAUAAAAGUGCUUGGAUGUCUACGUAUAACUUAAGACAUAAUUUCAGUUCGAUUUUAAUUGUGAAAGCAAAAACUGAACAAACACAAUUAUUCCUACAAGAACUGAUUACCUUGUCCAAAGAAGCGGAACAAUUAUUGUAUCAUAUAUAUGAUAAAUACACAAUAGGCGAAUUUGUGGAGCAACAUAUCUAUCCUACUAUUCUUGCGUUACAAACUAAUUUAGCAAACGCUACGGCAUUGUCGCAAGCACGCCAUUGGCCGCGACGUCCUUUACCUAUUGCUCAAGCUAUGUACGAUUUGCAGAUGCUCGCGGAUGCUCCUAAAACUAUUGUCCACGAUACUAUACAUUAAUUAUCAUUAAAGCUCUUUCUCUCUCUCUCUCUCGCCCCUCUAUUUCUCUCUGUCUCUCUCUCGAUCCUUUAAAUACUUGGUAAAUAUAUACACCCAACUCCUUGUUUACACGGUGGAAGCAUUCCUUAGUAAACCGUGUAAAAAAAUACAUGCGACAUACGGUAAAUUUAGGGAUAUGUUGCGCGACUUUGAAAAGCUCUAAAUAUUUUCCCAAAAAACCGUGCAAAAAGAAAUAGUAUUAAGAUAAGACAUAAAUAAUUCAUUUUUAUUACAAAAAAAAAAAAAGGAUACACAGUACAGUGAAAAUUCAGCCCAUAAGUACAACAAUUGAAAUUAGGAAUAAAAAUCAAUUUUACGAUUAUUCAUCGCUACUUGUUAACAAGUGCGCACGUUUUUGCGGGCUGGAACGUCAGCAAGUGAAGAUCAAUUUUUGCAAAUUUAUUGCACUUAUUGAUUCCAUCCCACGAACUGAACACUGGAACAUAAAAAAAACGUAAUGCUGUGUUCAAGUUGAUGCGUUACGAGAUAAAGACAAUUGUGUUCGGGUAUUCUUCGUAUUCAAAUUUAAAAUUAUAAAAGAAUUUUUUUAGGAUUCGUGCCAGAACAAAAACUUGGUGUGAAAAGGAUAUUUGCUCUUAUUGACGAACCGUGGCAUUUCAAAAAGCUGGUAAAUAAAAAACCGUGUAAAAAAAGGGUUAGGU
Molecule: messenger RNA, 3959 nt
Organism: Glossina fuscipes
Lineage: Eukaryota; Metazoa; Arthropoda; Insecta; Diptera; Glossinidae
Product: hexosaminidase D
Exons: 7
Coding region: 1084-3258 (724 amino acids)
Biological process (GO): carbohydrate metabolic process
Molecular function (GO): hexosaminidase activity
Source: RefSeq, a predicted model, not a curated record